Messenger RNA from Cynocephalus volans (Philippine flying lemur), 5885 nucleotides. It is a transcript of the gene KSR1, whose product is annotated as kinase suppressor of ras 1. Gene Ontology annotation, cellular component: membrane; cytoplasm; endoplasmic reticulum. Gene Ontology annotation, biological process: protein phosphorylation; Ras protein signal transduction. The record is from RefSeq and is a predicted model, not a curated record. Gene Ontology annotation, molecular function: protein kinase activity; ATP binding. Bases 167 to 2923 code for a protein of 918 amino acids. The transcript is spliced from 21 exons. Lineage: Eukaryota; Metazoa; Chordata; Mammalia; Dermoptera; Cynocephalidae.
GGGCGGGCGGGAGAAGCGGACUCGGCUGCCGGUUCUCCUGGCGUCCCGGCUCGGGCAGCGCCGAGGGGCGCUCCUCGUCCAGCCCUCCCGGCUUGGGGAUUCCCUGCCGAGGCGCCCGCGCCCUCGGGCUCCCCGCCUCGGCCCCCCGCGGCCCCGAUGCCGAGGCAUGGAUAGAGCGGCGCUGCGCGCGGCGGCGAUGGGGGAGAAGAAGGACGGCGGCGGCGAGGGGGCCGCGGCCAGCCGGGCGCUGCAGCAGUGCGGACAGCUCCAGAAGCUUAUCGACAUCUCCAUCGGCAGCCUGCGCGGGCUGCGCACCAAGUGCGCCGUGUCCAACGACCUCACCCAGCAGGAGAUCCGGACCCUGGAGGCGAAGCUGGUCCGGUACAUUUGUAAGCAGCGGCAGUGCAAGCUGAGCGUGUCUCCCAGUGAGAGGACCCCAGAGCUCAACAGCUACCCCCGCUUCAGUGACUGGCUGUACAUCUUCAACGUGAGGCCAGAGGUGGUGCAGGAGAUCCCGCACGCGCUCACGCUGGAUGCCCUGCUGGAGAUGAACGAGGCUAAGGUGAAGGAGAUGCUGCGGCGCUGUGGCGCCAGUGCUGAGGAGUGUGGCCGCCUACAGUGUGCCCUCACCUGCCUGCGGAAGGUGACAGGCCUGGGAGGGGAGCACAAAGAGGACUCGGGCUGGAAUUCAUUGGACACUCGGAGGGAAAGUAGCUCAGGGCCUUCCAUGGACACAGUCUCAGCAGCCAGCCUGCCCUGGACCCCAGGGAGCGCCCAGCUGGGCAGACUGGGCAACAGUGCCCAGGGCCCACGCUCCGUCUCUGUGUCAGCCCUGCCCGCUUCAGACUCCCCAGCCCCCAGCCUCAGCGAGGGUCUCUCGGACGCCUGUAUCCCCCUGCACACCAGCGGCCGGCUGCCCCCCCGGGCCCUGCACAGCUUCAUCACCCCUCCUGCCACACCCCAGCUGCGGCGACACGCCAAGCUGAAGCCGCCGCGGACGCCCCCUCCUCCCAGCCGCAAGGUCUUUCAGCUGCUGCCCAGCUUCCCCACACUCACCCGGAGCAAGUCCCACGAGUCUCAGCUGGGAAACCGCAUCGACGAGGUCUCCCCGAUGAGGUUUGAUCUCCCGCAUGGAUCCCCACAGAUGGUACGAAGGGACAUUGGGCUCUCAGUGACGCACAGGUUCUCCACCAAGUCCUGGCUGUCACAGGUCUGCCAAGUGUGCCAGAAGAGCAUGAUGUUUGGAGUGAAGUGCAAACAUUGCAGGUUGAAGUGUCACAACAAGUGUACGAAAGAAGCCCCUGCCUGUAGAAUAUCCUUCCUCCCACUAACUAGGCUGCGGAGGACGGAAUCAGUCCCCUCGGACAUCAACAACCCAGUGGACAGAGCAGCUGAACCCCAUUUCGGAACCCUCCCCAAAGCACUGACAAAGAAGGAGCAUCCUCCAACCAUGAACCACCUGGACUCCAGCAGCAACCCGUCCUCCACCACGUCCUCCACGCCCUCCUCACCAGCACCCUUCCCGACGUCAUCCAACCCCUCCAGUGCCACCACGCCCCCCAACCCCUCGCCUGGCCAGCGGGACAGCCGGUUCAACUUCCCAGCUGCCUACUUCAUUCAUCAUAGACAGCAGUUUAUCUUUCCAGACAUUGCAGCCUCUCCGCAGGCAGCCCCGCUCCCCGAUGCAGCCGACAGCACGCGGCUCGACGACCAGCCAAAAGCAGACGUGUUGGAGGGUCAGGAAGUGGAGGCCGAGGAGCCAGAGGCUGGCAAGUCAGAGGCAGAAGACGAUGAGGAUGAGGUGGAUGAUUUGCCGAGCUCCCGCCGGCCCUGGCGGGGCCCCAUUUCCCGCAAGGCCAGCCAGACCAGUGUGUACCUGCAGGAGUGGGACAUCCCCUUUGAGCAGGUAGAGCUGGGUGAGCCCAUUGGGCAGGGCCGCUGGGGUCGGGUGCACCGCGGCCGCUGGCACGGCGAGGUGGCCAUUCGCCUGCUAGAGAUGGACGGCCACAACCAGGACCACCUGAAGCUGUUCAAGAAAGAGGUGAUGAACUACCGGCAGACGCGGCACGAGAACGUGGUGCUCUUCAUGGGGGCCUGCAUGAACCCUCCCCACCUGGCCAUCAUCACCAGCUUCUGCAAGGGGCGGACAUUGCACUCGUUUGUGAGGGACCCCAAGACAUCUCUGGACAUCAACAAGACGAGGCAGAUUGCUCAGGAGAUCAUCAAGGGCAUGGGGUACCUUCACGCCAAGGGCAUCGUGCACAAAGAUCUCAAAUCUAAGAACGUCUUUUACGACAAUGGCAAAGUGGUCAUCACAGACUUUGGGCUAUUUGGGAUCUCGGGCGUGGUCCGAGAAGGACGGCGUGAGAACCAGCUAAAGUUGUCACAUGACUGGCUGUGCUACCUGGCCCCUGAGAUUGUGCGUGAGAUGACCCCCGGGAAGGACGAGGAUCAGCUGCCCUUCUCCAAAGCUGCUGAUGUCUACGCAUUUGGGACUGUGUGGUAUGAGCUCCAAGCAAGAGACUGGCCCUUUAAGAACCAAGCUGCAGAGGCCUUGAUCUGGCAGAUUGGAAGCGGGGAAGGAAUGAAGCGUGUCCUGGCCUCCGUCAGCCUGGGGAAGGAAGUCACCGAGAUCCUGUCUGCCUGCUGGGCUUUUGACCUGCAGGAGAGGCCCAGCUUCAGCCUGCUGAUGGACAUGCUGGAGAAGCUGCCCAAGCUGAACCGGCGGCUCUCCCACCCUGGGCACUUCUGGAAAUCAGCUGAUCGCUGGCGGAGCCGCUACUACGGGAAAGGACGUUAUGGUCACCCUGACUUUAAGAACUCCUGUCCAGUUCUGGAGGAAUACAUUAACAGCAGCAAAGUUGUACCCCGGUUUGAAAGGUUUGGUUUGGGCAUCCUGGAAUCCAGCAAUCCAAAGACGUAGCCAGCUGUGCAGUUUUUCUGCUGCUGAUUUCCUUUCUAAAUGUGUUUCUAAAACACCCAAACCACCACCACGACAAAAACCACUCUGCCUGCCCAGCGCUGCAAACCAAGAGCACGAGUCCUCGAUUCAGACUGUUCGUCCACAAAAACACUUGGGUCCCGGAGUUGGAACUGCACCUGCUGUUUCUUAAAAUGACACCAACAACCAAACCUGUCCCAACAGCAAAUGUUUACAUGUAUGUUUCUGCUGAGUGAACUUGAUGUUUUACAAUAGGUAAUAAUAAAACAGUCCAUGCAUAGGUGUGCUGGCACUGUGGCCAGAAUGGUGGAAGUGGCCGUCCCCCUCUGGAGGACCCUGUAGGCAAUGAGGGACCCAAGCUGGGCCGGGAAGGAAGAGGAAGUAUUGUGAUUGUGGCUGCUCUUGGGAUAGGGUUGGGGCCCGCAAGGUUUGAUCCAGCCUCUGCUUUGACCCCAAACACCGUCAGUGGGGAACCUCUCAGUAUAAAGUUCUCCUCUUGUCCUAUCAAAGGGCUGCUGUCCCUUCCUGUCUUGUAGAACAAACCCUGGAUGGGAACCGAGCUGAAUUAUAGUGGUUGGCAGUUCCUGGGGAUCUUGGACCCUUGCAAUCCAGCCUAUUCCUGCAGGAAAAGUAGAGGCAGAAUCCACAUAGCAUCUGGGCUGAUCCAGUGGUUCCUAGCCACGGUUUCUGUUGCAGGAUAAGGAAACAUCCACAUGCUGGUAAAGAUGUUUCUUUCAUGAGGCUCCCAGGCAGGCACCAAGGCGACAGGACUCAGGGCCUUGACAUUUGGAUGCAUCUCAUCCUGGCUGACAUCUGACCCGAGAGCUAAGUAAGGGCCAGCCCAGCAGCUGCACAUACUGGGAGGGCGUGGUGAGUGUGAGUAAGGUGGAGGCAGGGGGACCUAAGCAGCAGCAGGUACCUGAGCCCCCCUUCUCAGCCACAGGGUGAUCCUGGCGCUUUAGAAACUCUUCAUCAGGGCUAGAAGGCUCUGGAACUGCUUAUUUUUCUGGUUCUAUUGAACCCCUUAGCCCAUUCCUGACUCCUCUGUCCAUGCUCUGAGCUUAGGUGGGGGCAUGUGGCCUGUCACCCCUUUCGUUUAGACCCACCUAGCAAGUCCUCAUGUGUAGAGCCUUCCCUGGUACUGUGAGGCCUUCUACGUAUGUCCAUUUGAGCUAAGGGAGGGGCUGGGGUUGGGAAAGUCCUUGAUAUGAGAGCACCACGCCUGUCUUCAUUCGAAACUGUCACCUAGAGAGAGUUAAGCCCUUAAGUGGAGGUUCAGUUGUGUUUGGCUCCAAAACCAGGAAGGAAAAAGGGUCAUGGGAGUGGAGGUACGAUUGGAUUCAGGCCCAGAACCUGUGACCACGAUCUGAGCUUGGAUGGCGGGGGUGUGGGGUGGGCAGGUGGUUCCCAGCAAUUUCAGUUAGAGCCACCUAGCAAAGCCCCCACUUCAGAGCCUUCCCUAUCACCAGAGUCUGGUUGCAUUGUCACAUCAAACAGGCCACUCUGCUGAAAAGCUGUGGGGCUGCCUCCUGCAGUCCGGAUCAGGCACUCCUGGGUCAAGCCCGCCCUGGGGAGUGUGCUGUAAGCAGUGCAGGUUUGCCCAGGACGUCAGUGUCUUAGCCCUUCCCAGUCAGAGCUCAGGAGGAGGAAAGAGGGACUGAAGCCAGGUGGGCUCGGCUCAGUGGAAGCCUUUUCCCCUCUGUGGCGGGACUGCUAUUUUGCCCUCUUAUCCUUUUGGCCUCCCAAAGGAGGCCUGUGCCUUCCCAGAGGCCACAGUGCGUGUGUGUCCAGCCUCCACCUUUCCACUGUGACCCCAGCCUUCCCUCAAGCCGGAGCAGAAAGGGACGUUGGCGACCCUGCGGCUGGGAAGUCGGGCUGGGCUCCUCCUGCCCCUGCCUCCAGGCCACAGGGGGGCGUCGUGGCCCACAGGAAGUCGGUAUGGGCUUUGCUUUUCCUUGUGAGGGUCACAGUGUAAGAAGCUCUCAUUGAGCACCUACGGUAUAUGUGGUCUUGCACAAGUGCUGGGGACCCAGAGAUAGGAGCAGUCACAGUUCCACCCUUAUGAAACUGACAUCUGGUGGGGGCCUGAUAUUUGUCAGGAAUGCAGAAGCCACUCGGCCCCGAGGGUGGAGCUGAGGUAUUGGGCCGCAGCUCUCGGCCUCUGCACGCCUGUCAGUUGAGAUAAUCCCCUGUGAUGGUCCCCCUUCCCCUUUUUUUACUUCGGUGACUGUGAAUUGAGGUUAGGAGAUAGGCUUGCCCUUCUGUGUGCCCUCCCCGUCUGUCUUGGAAACACAUGAAGGACGACAGAUACUGUGAAUUCAGCCUUUGUGGCUGACUGUGAACAGGACGGAGAAGGCUGGGAGGACCUUGGUGAGAGCUGUUGGGGGCUGCAGGGGUCCCCACCAGGGUCUGAGAGUGGAACCCAAGCCUUGGCCCCUAAGGCACCCCCAGUCCCCACUCUCACCUCCCGAGCCCUGCCUCCUGUCGCCACCAGGGCUUCAGCUCCCUGUGUUUCUGCCUGCCUCGAGGUUCUCACUCCCAGCUAGUUCUGGGUUAGUCGGGAGCAAUGUGUAACAAAGGUGACCCCUCUGUCACCAAGUCAAAUCGCCCUUUGCCAUCUCACGGCAUUUCUUCUUUUGGUUGCAGAGGUGAGUGGCAAGCCCUGUAAGCCUGUGUUAGUCUGUAUUGGGGAUGGGGCUGGGGGUGGACAGAGACGUAAAUGUGAGGCUGGCCAGGGAGCUCGCACUGCGCUGCACAGGUAGCCAGGAUCUCAUUGAUGUGUGCAAACCAACAGUCCUCCAUGGCCACGAGGCAUACACUUGCUUUUUUUGAAUGUGAUGUAAAAUUUGUACAGUAAAAGUUUUUAUAUUUUCUAUCAACUGCAUUUGUCUUCCAGAAAUGCUAUUAAUUUAAAUUAAAAUGGUUAGUAUUAACAAACAUGCUA